AUGUCCGCUACUGCUACUGCCAAUUCUUCUGCUUCUUCCACUGCCCCAUCCACUGCUAAAUCUUCGUCUUUUGCUCCAAAGAGAUUUAUUAAACGUCCAGAUGACAAAGCUUUAAAGGAAGAAGUUGAAUCUUUAAAGAAUGAAAUUAAGAAAUUAGAUUUACAAAAUCAAGAACUUAAUGUUCAAAUUUCUAAAUCUCAAAUUGAUCAAAAAGUUAUGGAUAAAAGAAAUCAAUUACAACAAGAUCUUAAAGAUUUGAUUUCUAAACAAUCUGCAGUUAAGAAUGAACGUAAUGCUAUCAAUGAUCAAAUCAAAUCAAUUGAUUCUCAAUUGAAAAAAAGAAUUGCUGAAAUUCAAACUCAAACUUCUAAAAACAAUUUUAAAAAUGUUGGAGAAAUUGAUGCAAGAAUUAAUUAUUUGGAUGGCUUAAUUGAUGCUGGUAAUUUGAAAUUAGCUGAUGAAAGACGUUUUGUUAAAGAAAUGUCUUCUUUACGUAAAUUACGUAAAGAUUUUGGUGGAAUUGAAAAAACUCAAGAAUUAAUUGAUCAAGAUAAAACUAAAAUUGCUGAUUUAAAGAAAAAAUUAGCUGGUAUUCAAAAUAAAGAACUUCAAGCUCAAUUUGAAUCUAUUCAAAAGGAAUUAGAUGAAAUCAAUGAUUCUAAUAAAUCUAUCAUCUCAAAGAGAAAUGAAUUAUAUGACAAGAGAUCUGAAAUCAAGAAACAAAAGGAUGAAAAAUAUGAUCAAAUUAGAAAAUUAAGGGCUGAUUUCGAUGAAAAAUUCGCUAAUUUCAAACAACAAUUAACUGAAGAAAAGAAGAAACGUGAUGAAGAAUAUAAACAAAGAUUGGUAGAUGAAAAACAACAAAGAAGAAAAGAACAAGCUGAAAAACAAUUAGCUGAAGCUUCUAUUCCUGCUUUCACUGAAGAAAUCAACUCCAUUCAUAACUUGUUAAGUUACUUUGACCCAUCUUAUGUCAAACCUGCUCCAAAGGGUUAUUCAACCAAUGGUGCUUCUACCGCCACCACUUCUAGUGAAAAUGCCAGAAAGGUUGAAUUCCCAGAAGAUUUCGUUGUUUUGAAAAAGGAACAAGAAAGUUUCUUUGCUGGAUCUAAAUCUAAAAAAUCUAAACAACACAAGAAGAAAUCUAAGAACUUCACUGUUGCUCCAGAUGUUGUUGUUUCUUUAAGUGAUUUAUCUAUCCCAUUCCCAACCAAGGAAGAAGAAGUUGAAGGUACUGUCAAAAUCUUGAAGGAAACUUUGGUUGCUCUUGAAGAAAAACAAGCUGAACAAACUAAGAUUAAUAUCGAAAAGGCCAAAGCUAGAAUUGCCAAAUUAGAAGCUGAAGAAGAUGCUGCUGAAGAACAAGAAGCUGCUGCUGAUGCUGUUGUUGCUGAAGAAGAAGAAACUACUGAUGCUUAA
This is a messenger RNA of Hemisphaericaspora subhashii, 1419 nucleotides long. It is a transcript of the gene BFR1, whose product is annotated as Bfr1p. Gene Ontology annotation, cellular component: ribonucleoprotein complex; nuclear outer membrane-endoplasmic reticulum membrane network; endoplasmic reticulum. Lineage: Eukaryota; Fungi; Ascomycota; Pichiomycetes; Serinales; Debaryomycetaceae. The record is from RefSeq and is a predicted model, not a curated record. The coding region runs from base 1 to 1419 and encodes 472 amino acids. Gene Ontology annotation, molecular function: mRNA binding. The transcript has a single exon. Gene Ontology annotation, biological process: intracellular mRNA localization.